Messenger RNA from Odocoileus virginianus texanus, 864 nucleotides. NCBI's taxonomy places the organism in Eukaryota, Metazoa, Chordata, Mammalia, Artiodactyla, Cervidae. The record is from RefSeq and is a predicted model, not a curated record.
CACCUAAAUUGCACCAGUUGAAUAACAAUACUUGUGAGGUCAAAUGGGAAUCUUUGGAGCCAAUAAACGGAGAUUCCAUAGUUUACAGUCUUCAGCUCAUCAGUGGAAAAGGAACUGACCUGAUUUACAAAGGACCGAACACGUCAUUCUCCUUUUCCAACUUUCUCACAAAUUCACAUUACCGCUUCAAAGUCUGUGCUGGACGUCAAUACCAGAAUUCUGCUGGGAUACAAGAGCUCUGGGGACAUUGUAGCCCGAGUGCUCUUUUCUCAACCUAUAAGCAACAGCCAGGGCCUGGCAAAGCUGUUAGAAGAAAGAGGGGAAGCAGCCCUAGUGAAGGGAAACAUGAAAAACUCAAGAUAGAGAUGAGUGAUGAUACCUUUGUUCUGAUCCUUGUGAUCGGAUUUGCACUAAUUGCCAUUCAAUGUGCUGCUAUGAUUCAGUGCCUCCUUAUCAACUAAUCUACUAUUACACAUUUUAAACAUUUUUAGGAAGUUCUAAAACAAAUUACAUUAAAUAAAGAAAUUGCUAGAUGCAUCUCAGUUCUUAAAAGUAAAUCUUAUUGGGUAGAAAUCCUUAUGAACUUUUAUCUGACAUCAAAAGAACUGCCUUCAAGAAAUUCAUUGUUAAUUUUAAAAAAAAGAAAUUCAUUGUGACAGUAGAAGAGAUUUUUUUUUUAGAAAAUAUGUGUAUUUUAAAUUUGAAAAUUUUACCAACACUCCACUAUUAUGUAAAAUGACCUAAAACCUCUCUUGAAAACUAUUCCGUCUUAAUUUUUCAAAUGAAUAUUUUGCAAAGUUUUAAGAGUUAUGAGAGGAUAAAAGCAUUUCAGAAUUUUAUACAGAACAAAGUGGUAAAAAUCAA